Molecule: messenger RNA, 1226 nt
Organism: Haliotis rubra (blacklip abalone)
Lineage: Eukaryota; Metazoa; Mollusca; Gastropoda; Lepetellida; Haliotidae
Product: protein CLN8-like
Exons: 2
Coding region: 136-1023 (295 amino acids)
Biological process (GO): lipid homeostasis
Cellular component (GO): endoplasmic reticulum; membrane
Source: RefSeq, a predicted model, not a curated record
CUGGGUAGUACCAUGGAUUGACCUCUGACGCCCUGCACAUAUUCUGGGUAGUACCAUGGAUGGACCUCUGACGCCCUGUACAUAUUCUGGGUAGUACCAUGGAUGGACCUCUGACGCACACCACAAGCAAGCGACAUGGCGGAGAAACCCGAGGUCCUCGAUCCCACAUGGGAGAUAGUCCAGUAUCUACAUCCCAGUCUGGUGAACCUCAACUACCAACUCACCUCAACAAAAUUUGCCGUCGUCACCAGCAGCUUUGUGUUUUUCUACGCUGUCUAUGUGGUGUCCGCUUUAACGGCGUCCUUCACCUCCACGUACAGAUCGCUACGUAUCAAAGAGAAGGUGUUCUGGAAUUUAGCCGUUGUCAGAGCCGUGUUCGGCGUCUUUGGGGCUGUCAUUGGACUCUGGGCUAUCUUCAACAAAUCGGCAAUGGACAACGAUGUUGUCUUUGGAACAACACAGACGAGUUAUUUCGCACUGUGUGUAACGGAAGGAUUUUUCAUUUUUGAAUGCUCUGCGCUUGCUAUAUCAGACAUAAUCUUCAAAUCGUUUAACAUACUGCUCAAUCUCCAUCACUGGUUAUCUUUGACUGGAUAUUGCGUGGUCCUCUGUGUGGACGCUGGUCAUUGUUUCGCCACCAAGGGACUUUUGCUGGAAAUGAGCACCCCGUUCUCAGCACUCUGUUGGACAUUGUUGAAGUGCGGCAAGGAACGCACAUUCCUGUGGAAGGCCAAUCAGUUCCUGCUAGUUCACACCUUCCAUUGCAGGAACAUUGUGGAAUGGCUGUUAAUUUAUAUCACCUACCAGAACUGGCCUCAUAUCUGGUCGAGCAUGCCCCUGUCCGUCUUCUUGUGUCUGUACAUACAGCUACCUAUUGUCACACUCAUCAUGACCCCCUACUGGACGUACAAAAAGACUGAACAGAUGUUCAACCCAGUAGACUGGAAUUUCACGAGAAACAACAAGCACUCCGAGAUGAACAAAGACGCUGAGACGAACGGAACUGUGAAAAAAAAUGACUGAACGUUUUUAACUUAUAUUGACUUUUCCAUGUAUCUCUUUCCGAUAAGAUGGAAACCUAACCAAAUUCACACGUCAUUCAAGUCAUCUUGAUCGUGACCAGCAUGCCACCAAUGUCAUGUGACCAACAUGACAAGAUGGCGGAAUGUAUUAUAUGCUCUAACAUUGUAAUUUAUCUAUCAUAUCCAGCUUAAUCGAAGCACAAA